GCGUCCACUUAAAGAAGGAAUGAAACAUAAGUAUCAUCAUGUUUGCGAGGGAAUUGCAAAGCAGGGAGAAUCCACCAGUCUGAAUAAGAUCUACACAGAUCUGUACAUCACUGAAGGUGGAGCUGGACACGUCAACAAAGAACAUGAAGUGAGACGUAUUGAGAAAAAUCAGAUGCAGCAAGACGUACAGAUUGAAUGCAGGAACAUGUUUGAACUUUUACCUGGACAAGACAGACCCAUCAGAACUGUGCUGACACAGGGAGUUGCAGGAAUUGGAAAAUCGAUCUGUGUCCAGAAGUUUAUUUUGGACUGGGCUGAAGGUGAACAUCGGGACAUCCAGUUCAUAUUUCCACUUCCUUUCCGGGAACUGAACUUAGUGAAAGAAGAUCACAGUUUGAUGGACAUCAUCAGUUUUUUCUUCCCAGAGACAAAAGGCCUGAUAUUAACAGACCUGUACAAAGUCAUGUUCAUCCUUGAUGGACUGGAUGAAUGUCAACUUCCAUUGUCAUUCCAGAAAAAUGAAAUCUUGCAAAAUGUCUGUAAACAAGCCUCACUGGAUGUUGUGCUGACAAACCUCAUCAAGGGAAAUCUGCUCCCCUCAGCUCAGAUCUGGAUAACAACAAGACCAGCUGCAGCCAGUAUGAUCCCUGCAGAGUGUGUUGACCGGGUGUCAGAGGUCCGCGGCUUCAAUGAUCAGCAGAAGGAGGAGUACUUCAGAAGAAGAAUCAGUGAUCAGGUUAUGGCCAACAAAAUAAUUGAAUACAUUAAACAGUCAAGAAGCCUCUUCAUCAUGUGCCAUAUCCCAGUGUUCUGUUGGAUAUCAGCCACUGUGCUUCAGAAAAUUCUGCAAGACACAGAGAGUGAGAAAACACCAAAGACCCUGACAAACAUGUACACAUGCUUUCUGAUCUUUCAGGCUGUGCAGGGAAAUGUGAAAUACACUGGGAAAAAUGCCUUGGACAUACCAUGGAAUAAAGAGGCCAUUCUGGCACUGGGAAAGUUGGCUUUUCAGCAGUUGGAAGAAAACAAUCUGAUCUUCUAUGCAGGGCAUUUAAAAGCAUGUGAAAUUGACCCCAGUAAGAUAUCAGUGUACUCAGGACUGUGCACUCAGGAGACUGUCAGAUUUCUCGGUACAGUUUUCAGCUUUGUUCAUCUGAGCAUUCAGGAGUUCCUCGCUGCAUUAUUUGCAUACUUAUCGCUCAGAAAUGACAACAGAAACGUUUUUCAACCACAGUCCUCAUCACAGGAGAGCAAAACAACCAAGCUUGAUUUUUUCAAGACUGCAGUAGACAAGGCUUUGGAGAGUGACCAUGGCCACCUGGAUCUCUUCCUUCGCUUCCUUUUGGGUCUCUCACUGGAGUCUAAUGAGGUACUAAUCCGAGGUCUGUUGACUCAGACAGGAAGUAGUUCUGACUGCAGGAAGGAAAUAGUCGAGUACAUCAAGAUAAAGUUUAGGGAAAAUCCCUCUCCAGAGAGAUCCAUCAAUCUGAUCUACUGUCUGAACGAGUUAAACGAUGAUUCUCUGGUGAAAGAGAUCCAGAGUUACAUGAGUUCAGGACGUCUCGCUGAAGCUGAACUCUCACCUGCUCAGUGGUCAGCUCUGGUCUUUGUGCUGCUGACAUCUAAAGAGAAGCUGGAGGAGUUUGAUCUGAAGAAGUUCAUCAGAUCAGAGGAGUGUCUGAACAGACUGUUACCAGUCGUCCAGGAAGCCACAAGUGUUCUGCUCAGUGACUGUAACCUGACAGAGAGAAGCUGUUCAGCUCUUCUCAGGGUUCUCAGUUCAGAAUCCUCUACACUAACUCUGCUGGAUCUGAGCAACAAUCCCAUACAGGACUGUGGAGUAGAGCUUCUCUCUAAUGGACUGAAGAGUUCAAAAUGUAAACUGGAGACACUGAGUCUUUCAGACUGUGGUAUAACGGUGGAAGGAUAUGCUGCUCUGGCUUCAGCUCUAAAAUCAAACCCAUCAUCACAUCUGAUAGAGUUAGAUCUCAGAGGGAACGAUCCUGGAGACACAGGAGUAAAGAAACUUCAUGAUUUGCUUGUGGAUCCACAGCAUAAACUGAGCAAACUGAGGUUGUGUGAUUGUAAUAUAACUGAUGAAGGCAGUGCGUCUCUGUGUUCAGCUCUGAAAUCAAACCCCUCACAUAUAAGAGAGCUGGAACUGAGUAAUAAUAGACUAGGAGAUUCAGGUAUUAAGCACAUCACUGAUCUCCUGCAGAAUCCAAACUGCCUACUAGAAAAACUAAUGUUAAAUAACAAUGGUUUUACAGAAAAAGACUGUGCUGAUCUGGAAAAAGCAUUUCGCAUAAAUCCCUCACACCUGAAAGAAUUAGAUCUGAGUGGGAAUAAACUGGGAAACUCUGGAGUGAAGAAGAUGUCUGACCUACUGAAGAUGUCAGAGUGGAAACUGACAAAACUAAAUAUCUCAGACUGUAGUGUAACAGAGGAAGGAUAUGCUGAUCUGGUUUCAGCUCUGAAAUCAAACUCAUCACUGGUAGAGCUGGAUCUCAGAGACAAUGAUCCUGGAAAUACAGGAGUGAAGAAAUUUACUGACUUACUGAAGGAACCAAAUUGUAAACUGAAGACAGUGAGGUUUUUGAAGACUUCUGCUGCAGAGGAAGCCUGUGCUUCUCUUUCUGCAGAUCUGGGAGUGAAUCUCUUGCUGCAGACAGAGCUGAACCUGAGCAGGAAUCCAGCAGGACUUUCAGGAGAUUCCAGAGUGAAACUACUGUGUGAUUUACUGCAGGACACACACUGCAAACUGAGGAAACUCAAGAACAACGAUGAUGAUCUAACAGAAGAAAGCUGUUUUGCUUUAGCUUCAAUUCUUACCUCAUCCUCUCUGGUAGAACUUGACCUGAGCAAUAACAACCUGCAGGAUUCAGGAGUGAAAAAACUCUGCAUGGCUCUGAAAGAUCCUCUGUGUAAACUGGAGACUCUGAGGCUUUCAUAUUGUUGUGUAAGGGAGGAUGGCUAUAAAGCUUUGGUUUCAGCUCUGAGCUCAAAUGCCUCUUCACGUUUAGGAGAGCUGGAUCUCAGAGGGAAUGAUCCUGGAGACAGAGGAGUGGAGCUGCUUGUUGACUUGUUUGUGAAACAGUAUUGCAAUCAGAAAAAACUAAGGCUGCUGAAAAGUGAUGCUGCAGAGGAAGCCUACACUCAUCUUAAACGCAGACUGGACGAAGACCCCUUAGUGCAGAGAAAGUUGGAUCUGAGUAAGAUUGACCCAAAUAAGAUAACAGUGAAGCAGAUGUCUGAGCUACUGGAGGAUCCACAUUGCAGACUGAGGAAACUCACGAUGUAUAAAGCUGGCAGUAUUAGAGAGACAGACUGUACUGAUCUGAUUUCUGCUCUGAUUAUCAAUCCCUCACACCUGAUAGAGCUGAAUCUGAAUGAAAAUAAACUAGAUAUCAAAGGACUCCUAAAGCUCUGUGAUCUACUGAAGAAUUCUCAUUGUAAACUGGAGAAACUAAGUCUCAGUGGUUGCUGUAUCGCAGAGGAAGGAUAUGCUGCUCUGGCUUCAGCUCUGAAAUCAAAUCCAUCAUCCUCCCUGAGAGAGUUUGAUCUCCGAGGAAACAACCCUGGAAACACAGGGGUGGAGCUAAUCACUGACCCGGACUGUAAACUAAAAACUCUUAGGUUGUUAAAAAGCUCUGCUGCAGAAGAAGUCUGUGCUUCUCUGACUAAAGUUCUAGGAAUAAACCCCUUACUGCUGAGAGAUCUGGAUCUGAGUGGAAAAUUACAAGGAGAUUCAGGAAUCAAGCAACUCCCUGAUCUGCUGAAGGAUCCACACUGCAGAACAGAGAAAAUAAAGCUGAAGGACAGCAGGAUUACAGAGGAAGAGUGUGCAGCUCUGUUAUCAGCUCUUUGUUCGAAUCCUUCACACCUGGUAGAGCUGGAUCUGAGUGGAAGUAAAGUAGGAAACUCUGGAGUGGAGACAAUUUCUCAGCUACUAAAGAAUUCUGAAGGAAAAAUGAAAAAGCUAAAUCUCUCAGACUGCAGUAUAUCAGAGAAAGGAUAUUCUGCUCUAGCAUCAGCUCUGAAAUCAAACCCCACAUCACCACUGAUGGAGCUAGAUCUAAGAGGGAAUGAUCCUGGAGAUAAAGGAGUAAAGCUGCUUACUGAUCUAAAAGAAGAAAAGAAGUACAACCUCAUCAUACUAAGGCUGUUGAAAAGUCCUGCUGCAGAGAAAAUAUGUGCUUCUCUGAGCAAAAUUCUACAGACAAACCCUUUACUGCUGACAAAACUUGAUCUGAGUAGAAAAAUAAAAGGAGAAUCAGAAGCGAAGCAGCUCUCUGAUCUACUGAAGGAUUUACACUGCAGAACUCAGAUAGUCAGGCUGAAUAACUGCAGUAUUACAGAGAAAGGCUGUGAAUCACUCUCAGCAGCUCUUUGUUCUAAUCCUUCUCAUCUGAUCGAGCUGGAUCUAAGUGAUAAUAAUCUAGGAAACUCUGGCGUGAAGCAUAUUUGUACAUUACUGACCAGUCAGUACAGUAAACUGCAGAGACUUGUACUUUCAUGUUGCAGUGUAACAGGGGAGGGAUAUGAUGCUCUGACUUCAGCUUUGAAAUCAAACUCCUCAUCACCCCUGAUAGAGCUGGAUCUCAGAGGAAACGAUCCUGAAAAUACAGGAGAGGAUCUUAUCAGCUACUUCACUUGUGUCUCUAAGGGUACGAGGAAAACCCUAAGGCUUCUGAAAAGUGAUGAUGCAGAGGAAGCCUACAACUGUUUAAAACACAAUCUGCAGAAAAACCCUUUACUGCCAAUCGAGCUGAAUCUGAGUAAAACUGAACCACAACAGAUUAAAGUGAAGCCACUGUCUGCUCUGCUGGAGGAUCCGCACUGCAAACUGAAGAAACUUAUAAUCUACAAAACAGGCAGCAUUACAGAGAGAGACUGUGAUGAUUUGAUUUCUGCUCUGGUUAAAAAUCCCUCACACCUGAAACAGCUGGAUCUGAACAAGAACAAACUAGACAGAUCAGGACUCCAAAAGCUCUGUGAUCUACUGAAGAAUCCUCACUGUAGACUGGAGCAACUGAGUCUCAAUAGUUGCUGUAUCUCAGAGGAUGGAUAUGUUGAUGUGGCUUCAGCUCUGGAAUCGAACCCCUCAUCACACCUGGUAGCGCUGGAUCUCAGAGACAAUGAUCCUGGAGACACAGGAGUGAAGCUGCUCUCUAAUUUACUAAAUAAUCAACACAGAAAACUGAAGACAAUUAGGCUGCUGAACAGCUCUGCUGCAGAGGAUUUCUGUGAUUCUCUGACUGAAGCUCUAGGAACAAACACUUUACUGCUAACAGAAUUGAAUCUGAGUGAGAAAAUAACAGGAGACUCAGCAGUGCAGCAGCUCUCUGAUCUACUAAAGGAUUUACACUGCAGAACUAAGAUACUGAAGUAA
Messenger RNA from Astyanax mexicanus (Mexican tetra), 5392 nucleotides. Its product is annotated as NACHT, LRR and PYD domains-containing protein 12-like. Gene Ontology annotation, molecular function: protein binding. NCBI's taxonomy places the organism in Eukaryota, Metazoa, Chordata, Actinopteri, Characiformes, Acestrorhamphidae. The record is from RefSeq and is a predicted model, not a curated record. The transcript is spliced from 22 exons. Bases 20 to 5392 code for a protein of 1790 amino acids.